AUGUACCAGGUGCCGGGAAGCUUGAUAGUUGGUGCUGGGGUGUCGAUCCCACCCAUCGCCAAAUGGAAGAAGGUGACAAAUACUAGCGGUCCAACACCCCGACCGAGACACGGCCACCGUGCCGUUUCUAUCAAGGACCUGAUGAUCGUUUUUGGAGGCGGAAACGAAGGAAUCGUCGAUGAGCUUCACGUCUACAAUACGGCGACCAACCAGUGGUUUGUCCCCACUGUUCGCGGCGAGAUUCCUCCUGGCUGCGCUGCCUAUGGCAUCGUCUGCGACACUACCCGCAUCAUCAUUUUCGGCGGUAUGGUCGAAUACGGUCGGUACAGCAAUGAGCUCUAUGAGUUGCAGGCUUCGCGAUGGGAGUGGCGUCGGUUGAGACCACGACCCCCGAAGUCAGGGCACCCUGCCCCCUGUCCGCGGCUCGGCCAUUCUUUCACGCUGGUUCAUUCGACCAUAUAUUUAUUCGGCGGCCUGGCGAACGACAGUGAUGACCCAAAGAAUAACAUCCCGCGCUAUCUAAACGACCUAUACACGUUAGACCUACGGCUUGGUUCGAGCAACCUACGAUGGGAGGUGCCGGUGACUUAUGGAGCUUCUCCCCCGCCAAGGGAGUCGCACACAUCUUGCUUCUACGAUCCAGGAAACAAACCGCAGUUGAUCAUCUACGGAGGCAUGAGUGGAUGUCGUCUUGGAGAUCUCUGGAUUUUUGACAUAAGUAAUGUGCAAAUACGCAGCGUCGUCACCUUGGCUAUGCUGAUGCUCUUUCUCAUCUUUGCAGACACAAUGACUUGGAAUAACCCUGAAGUCGAGGGUGUACCUCCGUUGCCUCGAAGUCUUCAUUCCGCAAAUAUUAUCGGACAUCGUAUGUUUGUUUUUGGCGGAUGGGUUCCUCUGGUUGUGGAUGACUCUAAGUUGGGCCAACACGAGAAAGAAUGGAAGUGUACAAAUACAUUGGCUUCUCUGAACCUGCAAGCGAUGGUUUGGGAAAAUCUGUCUUUAGAAGCCUUCGAAGAAGCGAUCCCACGUGCGCGAGCCGGACACAGCGCUGUCGCAAUCAACACUCGUCUUUAUGUGUGGUCUGGUCGGGACGGAUAUCGAAAAGCUUGGAACAAUCAGGUAUGCUGUAAAGACAUGUGGUACUUGGAAACCGAGAAGCCGUCCGCUCCGGGUAGAGUGCAGCUCGUUAGGGCCAGCGUUAAUUCGUUGGAAGUAUGCUGGAGUGCUGUAUCCACAGGUAGCAUUGAUUUUGUUCUUCAGAAAUAUGAUCCCCCUCCAAUCGGCUUUAAGGGAGAGAACGAUGUGGGAGAUCAGUCGACGCAGAAUCCUGCCGUGUCUGGAAUCGCAGCUUUGGCAGCUGCCGCCGUUUCAGCCUCUCAGAAGGCGCAGCAAAGUGGUCAGACGGCUCUGUUGAAGGUCGUAAAUUCACCGAAUGCCUCUGCCGUCGGUUCAACUCCGUUGCGAACGCCGCAGGGUCAGAUUCUUCGCUUGGCAGCACCAACCAAAAAUUCUUCGGGCCAAAAACUAUUCGCUAUUCAGAAGGGCGGUACCCCGCAAGUUUUGACGCUGAUUCGCACCCCACAAGGAGCUCUUCUGACACCGAGCAAGGGAAUGGUUGCUGGUGCGUCGGGAGGAAACGUUGUGAAGUUGGUGGCCGCAGGUGUCACCGGUAAACAAGGAGGUACCCCGCUGCAAGCGAUUAAAACGACCGGCGGGCGAACGAUUAUUCUUGCCGCAAAACCUGGCCAGUCGGUCAGCAGUGGAACUCAGAAGAUCGUCGUUCUCACCUCCAGUGGAAUAUCAGAUAAUAACAUGCUAUCGACAGGUCAAGGUAUCACCGCGUCAGCGUCGCAGCCCCCUACGAUUUCCACAGCAGGCACAACUUACACGACCCCGAAAGGAAGCACGGAUUCUAAUCUUCCACAAGACAUUCUCGAUGAGCCAUCAGAAAAUCACGCCAGCAGCAACACCAGCGACAGCUUUGCCGACGAAGAUCCUGGUUCCAAAGAUUCAUUGAAGGCGGAACAUAGCAACGGAGGCAGUCAGGAACUGAGGGGCGAUACUAACGAGGAUGCGCAAAAAGCUGCGAGCAGCCUGAAUAGUCUUGUGGAUGCCGCUAACAAUAAUUCCAUUAUGCAAUCCUCCGGCGGCCUAACUGUGGUCAGAUUGGAUCAACCGCUGCAGAAGGAGCCAUCCGUUCAAUGGAACGAAGUCGGAAUCAUCAAAGGCACAUCAUGUGUUGUCAGCAGUUAUUUUCUCCAGUCCGAUAUGACGUUAGAAGAUCAUUAUGAAGCGGAAGAAUACAACGUCAACGUUAGCCCAAGUCAUAUGGAAUACACUAAGAAGGCUGAACUGCAAGCGGGAACGGCUUAUAGGUUUCGCGUGGCCGGUUUGAAUACGUGUGGUCGUGGACCAUGGUCAGAAGUGACCGGAUUCAAGACAUGUGUCCCUGGUUAUCCUGGAGCACCAUCGUCUAUAAAAAUUACUAAGAGCGUUGAUGGCGCUCAUUUGUCUUGGGAACCACCUCAGAAUACUUCCGGCAGGAUCACUGAAUAUUCUGUGUAUCUUGCCAUUAAAAAUAACCAGAACAUUUCCAGCAUUAAAAUGAAACAACUGUUUUUCUUAGCAGUAGAUAAUCAGUUGGCAUUCGUUCGUGUCUACGUUGGCCCUGACCCUCACUGUGUGGUGUCGAAUUCCAACUUAUCUCAAGCGCAUAUCGACACUUCGACAAAACCUGCGAUAAUUUUUCGGAUUGCUGCCCGCAAUGAUAAAGGCUAUGGCCCCGCAACACAAGUUCGUUGGUUGCAAGAUCAAUUUCCUGCUUCUGUUGCACCCGCCUUAUCCGGCAGAACGUGCAAGCGCUCUCCUAUGGUGGAAAAGUAA
This is a messenger RNA of Soboliphyme baturini, 2883 nucleotides long. The record is from the annotation of a GenBank genome assembly. NCBI's taxonomy places the organism in Eukaryota, Metazoa, Nematoda, Enoplea, Dioctophymatida, Soboliphymatidae.